This is a messenger RNA of Momordica charantia (bitter melon), 814 nucleotides long. Its product is annotated as TLR4 regulator/MIR-interacting MSAP protein. NCBI's taxonomy places the organism in Eukaryota, Viridiplantae, Streptophyta, Magnoliopsida, Cucurbitales, Cucurbitaceae. The record is from RefSeq and is a predicted model, not a curated record.
UCGUCUUGCGCAGGACUCGACAUUUUCAGAAUUGUAAACGGAGGAGAAGCUCUGUAGAAGGCGUUCGGAGAGAGGUGAAAGUCAGGACUCGGAUUUGACCAUACGCAAACGACGAUGAAGUUCAACGCGUGGGGGCUACUGUUGUUAGUGAUCUACUCCGGUGCCGUCAAUUGCAUUGAUGAUAAAUGCGCCGCUUGCAAUGCUGUUGCCGAGGAGAUAGAACGUGGACUAUCCAAUGAAAAACCGAGGAAUCAUUUAGAUAUGAGACAUCGGUUGGAUUCAAAAGGUCAGCGUAAGGGGAAGGUAAUUGAUUACAGGGUCAGUGAGCUAAGAGUUGUAGAACUCCUGGAUGGGCUUUGUGAAAAGAUGCAAGAUUACACUAUUGAGAAGACAGCUUCAUCCGGACAACAAUGGAUCAAGGUGGAUAGCUGGGACAACUUGACAAAUCAACAAGAAGCUCGAGCUUACUCAAAAGAUAUAUCAACUUAUUGUGGGAGAUUAUUAGAGGAAACUGAAGAUGAUUUGGCAGAAUUGAUUAAGAAAGGUUCUGUCAGAGAAGGUGACGUUAGCAAAGUCCUAUGCCAUGAUUUGAGCAGGCACUGCAGCAACGCCAGUAGUGUUCAGGUGAAUGACGACGAUGAUGAAGCAGAUGGAGAACUAUGAGAAUGUUAUUAAGUUGUAAACCGUGCAACAGUCGGCUUUGUUUCAAAUCCAGAGCUAUGUGCUAACACACGCUGAUUUGCUUGUAAAACAGCAAAACUUUGAUUGCACCCUCGAUUUAUACUUUUUAUUGAAUCUCAGAGGAUGGAAUCAU